Gorilla gorilla gorilla (western lowland gorilla) is the source of this 1368-nucleotide messenger RNA. Its product is annotated as tryptase beta-2. Gene Ontology annotation, biological process: proteolysis. Gene Ontology annotation, molecular function: serine-type endopeptidase activity. The coding region runs from base 213 to 1061 and encodes 282 amino acids. The transcript has 5 exons. The record is from RefSeq and is a predicted model, not a curated record. Lineage: Eukaryota; Metazoa; Chordata; Mammalia; Primates; Hominidae.
AGAAGGAACAGGUAGCGGCCAGGGUAAGUCCCCACUCUCAGAGACCCUGACAUCAGCGUCACCUGGAACAGAGUGGCCCAGCCUCAGACUCAGAGCACCAAGACCCAGACCUGCAGGCCUGGACCCACCCCGGUCCCCCCGUCCCAGCUCCAUUCUUCACCCCACAAUCUGUAGCCCCCAGCCCUGCCCUGUGAGGCCCGGCCAGGCCCACGAUGCUCCUCCUUGCUCCCCAGAUGCUGAAUCUGCUGCUGCUGGCGCUGCCCGUCCUGGCGAGCCCGGCCUAUGCGGCCCCUGCCCCAGGCCAGGCCCUGCAGCGAGCGGGCAUCGUCGGGGGGCAGGAGGCCCCCAGGAGCAAGUGGCCCUGGCAGGUGAGCCUGAGAGUCCGUGGCCAAUACUGGAUGCACUUCUGCGGGGGCUCCCUCAUCCACCCCCAGUGGGUGCUGACCGCUGCGCACUGCGUGGGACCGGACGUCAAGGAUCUGGCCGCCCUCAGGGUGCAACUGCGGGAGCAGCACCUCUACUACCAGGACCAGCUGCUGCCGGUCAGCAGGAUCAUCGUGCACCCACAGUUCUACACCGCCCAGAUCGGAGCGGACAUCGCCCUGCUGGAGCUGGAGGAGCCCGUGAACGUCUCCAGCCACGUCCACACGGUCACCCUGCCCCCUGCCUCGGAGACCUUCCCCCCGGGGAUGCCGUGCUGGGUCACUGGCUGGGGCGAUGUGGACAAUGAUGAGCGCCUCCCACCGCCAUUUCCCCUGAAGCAGGUGAAGGUCCCCAUAAUGGAAAACCACAUUUGUGACGCAAAAUACCACCUUGGCGCCUACACGGGAGACAACGUCCGCAUCGUCCGUGACGACAUGCUGUGUGCCGGGAACACCCGGAGGGACUCCUGCCAGGGCGACUCUGGAGGGCCCCUGGUGUGCAAGGUGAAUGGCACCUGGCUGCAGGCGGGCGUGGUCAGCUGGGGCGAGGGCUGUGCCCAGCCCAACCGGCCUGGCAUCUACACCCGUGUCACCUACUACUUGGACUGGAUCCACCACUAUGUCCCCAAAAAGCCCUGAGUCAAGCCUGGGUUGGCCACCUGGGUCACCGGAGGGCCAGCCCCUCCUGUCCAAACCACCACUGCUUCCUACCCAGGUGGUGACUGCCCCCCACACCUUCCCUGCCCUGUCCUGAGUGCCCCUUCCUAAGCCCCCUGCUCUCUUCUGAGCCCCCUCCCGUCCUGAGGACCCUUCCCCAUCCUGAGCCCCCUUCCCUGUCCUAAGCCCGACGCCUGCACCGGGCCCUCCGGCCCUCCCCUGCCCAGAUAGCUGGUGGUGGGCACUAAUCCUCCUGAGCGCUGGACCUCAUUAAAGUGCAUGGAAAUCA